UGAAUUAGGGGCGUUUCGCUUCUCGCUCUCUUCUUCUUGAAUGCUUUCGCCGAGUUUGGUUGUUUCGGCAUCUACCGAGUUCGAAUUCCGCGAGGAACUGCGCCUGGAUGGGAGAAGGUGAAGUAUGUUUGGCUGUGUUGUCAGAUGGAGUCACGGAAGACGAGAACCUUUCAAGAACUGAAUUGAAGCGCGACCAUCAAUAUCUUCUGGACGAUGCUGAACCAGACUCGUUUCCGAACAAGAAGCAAGCAAAGGAAGUAUCAAACGAGGACGUUCGCUCUGAAGUCUCGAAUCCCAAUAUUUCUCCGAAAGAAAAUACAUCCACUGUUCAAGAGUUUACCAGCCAAGCAGCUAAACUUGGGAACAGUAACCAGGUGGAGUGUGGUGAAGUCACUUCCACGUGCUCAGGGAGUUCGAGGGCGGACGAGACCUUAAGUGAUGGAGACCGUAGUGGAAAUGAUACUUCUCGAGUUGAUGACAAUGCUUCUGGUGCUGUAGAGACGUCUCUAAUUGUACGGGAAAUUCCCAAGCAUGCUAAUUCCUCUGGAAUCAGGAAAAUUACGUUUAAGUUCAGCAAAAGAAAGGAGGACUAUGAUAACCAGACUUAUGCCUCCGUAGUUCGGCCUGAGAGAGAGUCUUCUGCAAUGUUUGGUUCUGAUAGGGAGAUGCUAGAAAGCAAAUAUCGGAAUGAGUAUCCUGAAUCCAGCAAGUUCUGUUCACGUGCUCCUAAUAUGGAAUUUGAAAUCUCGAAGAAGGUUGUUCCUACGAAUGUCAAGAAGCUGCUAGGAACUGGUAUUCUUGAUGGAGCUCAAGUGAAGUAUAUUUCUACCUCAGGGCAGGUUGAGCUACAUGGAAUUAUAAAUGGUGGUGGAUAUUUGUGUGCUUGCUCUUCUUGCAAUUUUUCAAGGGUUCUGAGUGCCUAUGAGUUUGAGCAGCAUGCUGGUGUCAAGACCAGACAUCCAAAUAAUCAUAUAUACUUGGAGAAUGGGAGGCCAAUUUAUAGUAUUAUACAAGAACUGAAGACUUCUCCACUCAGCAUACUGGAUCAAGUGAUAAAGAAUUUGGCCGGUUCAUCUGUCAGUGAGGAGGCCCUCGAGGUUUGGAAAGAAAGUCUUCAACAGAGCAAUGGAAAGGUAGAAACAAAGAAAAAUUAUAACACCAAGCUUCCUCCGCUUCUUCAUUCGCAUGUAAGUCAAGCUUUUGAAGAAAGUGUUAGCCCUGCUUCACGUUCCUUUGUGCAGAACAACUACGUUGAACUGCAAAUGUAUAUGAAAGAGGCAUCGGAAGAACGAAAAUGUGGAAUGAAAAAACCAAACUCCUAUCUUUCUGUACAAAAGAAAAAUGCUGAUGGUGGCACUAGGAGAAGGGAUAAUGAUCUGCACCGGUUGCUUUUCAUGCCAAAAGGACUCCCAGAUGGGGCUGAAUUGGCUUACUAUGUCAAAGGACAGAAAAUGCUAGGUGGCUACAAGCAGGGAAAUGGUAUUGUCUGUGGUUGUUGUAACAGAGAGAUUAGCCCUUCACAGUUUGAAGCGCAUGCUGGAAUGGCUGCCAGGCGUCAACCCUAUCGCCACAUCUAUACUUCUAAUGGACUGACGCUUCACGAUAUAGCUAUUUCAUUGGCAAGUGGACAAAAUCUUACCACAGGUGACAGUGAUGAUAUGUGUGCAAUGUGUGGAGGUGGAGGGGAUUUGAUUCUUUGUAAUAGAUGCCCCCGGUCUUUUCAUGCAGCUUGCUUGGAUUUAGAGUGUAUCCCUGAAGGUGAUUGGCAAUGUUCAAAUUGUAUAGAGAGGGUUGGCCCUGGCAGAAAAACUGCUGCCGGAGAAUCUUUAGGUCUUGGGAGACCAAUUGUUAUAAGGUUGACUCGAGUUGUUAAAGCACCAGAAUGUGAAUAUGGUGGUUGUGUUGUUUGCAGGGCUCAUGACUUCAGUUCUGCUAAGUUCGAUGAGCGAACGGUUAUGCUCUGUGAUCAAUGUGAGAGGGAGUUCCAUGUUGGAUGUUUGCGAGACAGCGGGCUAUGCGAUUUAAAAGAACUCCCCAAGGAUAAGUGGUUCUGCUGUGAUGACUGCAAUAGGAUCCAUGUGGCUCUACAGAAUUCAGUCAUCUGUGGAGCAGAGACGAUUCCUGUUUCAUUGUCCGACAUAAUAGUCAAGAAGCAUGUAGUGAAAGGACUAUUUAUUGAUGGAGCUGCAAAUGAUGUUCAGUGGCGAAUUAUGAGUGGCAAAAGUCGCUAUCCAGAGCAUCUACCCUUGCUUUCAAGGGCUACUUCAAUCUUUCGAGAGUGCUUUGAUCCUAUUGUUGCAACAUCUGGUCGUGAUCUAAUUCCUGUUAUGGUCUAUGGGAGAAAUAUAUCUGGGCAAGAGUUUGGAGGCAUGUAUUGUGUAGUUUUAAUUGUGAAGUCUGUUGUUGUAUCGGCUGGUCUUCUCAGAAUCUUUGGCCGGGAGGUUGCUGAGCUUCCUCUGGUAGCUACCAGUAGAGAACAUCAAGGAAAAGGUUAUUUCCAAGCAUUAUUCAUAUGUAUAGAGAGGUUGUUGUCUUCCAUGGACGUGCAAAACCUGGUGCUCCCUGCGGCUGAGGAAGCUGAGUCAAUUUGGACAAAGAAAUUUGGCUUCAGGAAGAUGAGUGAGGAGAGAUUGUCGAAGUAUAUGAGGGAGGUCCAGCUGACAAUUUUCAAGGGAACAGCAAUGCUAGAGAAGGCGGUGCAUUGAACAGUAUCGUGACAGCUUCUCCGAGUCCAAUGAAUCAAUCAGUCAAGUUGGGUAGAAUUAUUCUUUAAUUUUUGUAUUAGUGAUUCUACUUUCCUGUAUAAUUGCUGCUAUUCUGUGUUUUAUUUUGGUCAGCAGCUAGCUUUCUGUUAUAACUUUGUUUUGUUCGUGUACAAACUACAAACUAGAAUUCAAGAGUGAGGGAAGAGAGUCUACUGUUAAUUAAAAGAAAAAAAAAAAAAAAGAAAGAAAGAAAGAAAGAAAGAGAAGAAGAUGAAAAAUACUGCAUGCUGACCUUUUAUUGUGCAUGCAUGUGGCAACAAAUUGUCGUCUUUGUAUUGUUAUUUUAAUUUGUUAAUUUUCCCUGUUGCGACAUAUGUACAAAAAUGACUCAUCUAUAGAAGUUCAGUUCAUGCUUUC
Messenger RNA from Corylus avellana, 3122 nucleotides. Its product is annotated as Acyl-CoA N-acyltransferase with RING/FYVE/PHD-type zinc finger domain-containing protein. Gene Ontology annotation, cellular component: nucleus. Gene Ontology annotation, biological process: positive regulation of transcription by RNA polymerase II. Gene Ontology annotation, molecular function: chromatin binding; RNA polymerase II transcription regulatory region sequence-specific DNA binding; histone binding. NCBI's taxonomy places the organism in Eukaryota, Viridiplantae, Streptophyta, Magnoliopsida, Fagales, Betulaceae. The record is from RefSeq and is a predicted model, not a curated record.